Messenger RNA from Thalassophryne amazonica, 900 nucleotides. RefSeq names its product cholesterol 25-hydroxylase like 2 (gene ch25hl2). The record is from RefSeq and is a predicted model, not a curated record. Bases 1 to 900 code for a protein of 299 amino acids. Gene Ontology annotation, biological process: sterol biosynthetic process; cholesterol metabolic process. Lineage: Eukaryota; Metazoa; Chordata; Actinopteri; Batrachoidiformes; Batrachoididae. Gene Ontology annotation, molecular function: C-4 methylsterol oxidase activity; steroid hydroxylase activity; iron ion binding. The transcript has a single exon.
AUGAGCACAGGCAGGUUCUUCAGAACUGAGACUCUCUACUGGCUGUUGGAUGUGGGCAACGUGACUGCAUGCCUUUCCCAGGGCUCAGUCUUGCAGCCUGCCUGGGACUACCUCCACCUGAACCACCACGACCUCCUGAGGAGCCCACUCUUCCCUGUGGGACUCUCCAUCUCCACCUACUUCUUUCUGGUUGGGAUUUAUACGGUGCUGGAUCUGCUGACUCCCACCUGGCCCUGCAUACGACGCUACAGGCUCCACCACGACAAAGUCGUCACGUGGCCUAACAUAUGGACCACACUGAGUGUGACCAUCUACAACCAUCUGCUCUACAUCUUUCCUGCUGCCAUUGCACAGUGGCUUUGGAGGCCGCCCACACCGCUGCCACGCGAGGCGCCCACUCUCUUGGCCUUCCUUCUCGGCAUCCUGGGGUGCAUGGUUGUCUUUGACUUUCAGUACUAUCUCUGGCACCUGUUGCACCACCGGGUUCCUUGGCUCUACCGCACCUUCCACGCCGUGCACCACCAGUACAACCAACCAUUCAGCCUGGUUACACAGUACCUCUCUGGCUGGGAACUGAUCAGUGUGGGAUUUUGGGCCACAGUGGACCCCAUUCUGCUUCAAUGCCAUUGCCUCACCACAUGGGGCUUCAUGGUCUUCAACAUCUACGUUUCAACCGAAGACCACUGUGGUUACAACUUCCCGUGGGCUAUGCAUAACCUGGUACCCUUUGGCCUUUGGGGAGGUGCUCCUCAGCACAAUGUGCACCAUCAGCACCCCGGAACUAACUUUGCUCCGUUCUUCUCGCACUGGGACUGGCUAGCGGGUACCCACGCUGUGCCAACUCCCCCCGGUGAGGCUACGACAGGGAAGCCAGUUCAGACAAAUGAGGAAACAGACUAA